UAUACGCACACGCACACGCACACGCACACGCAGAGUCUUAUUCAUUUCCUUCACAAAAGCCUAAUUUUGAGAGAUUUCGUUUUUUCGUUGUGCCGCCACUAUUCUAUGCGCCUCCAUCAUCCGCUUCCGGGCCUUGGGGUUCUAGGGUUUUCAGAGCUCCUUCUCUCGUUUUCUAGGGUUUUCCGAGCUGGAUUCUCUCGCUUUCCUCAGGCGAAUCUCUAUGCGCCGCUGGUUCAGCGGCUUUGUUGAUUAGGCUCGCUUCUCCCUCUCUCUAUAGAUAUCUUUCUCUCUGUAUCUCUCUCUCGGAAAUCUUCCAGAUCGUAAUUAUCUCCAGGGGAGGAGCUAGGGUUUGAUUGGUUCAUUUCUGAAUAGUAUGGUUGUUCGAUUAGGGAAAUCGGUUGUUUGGCUGAUUUGAGGGGGUCUGGGGAAUUUGAAUGGCAUUGGGGGACUUGAUGGCGUCUCGGUACUCGCAAUCUUCAGUGGUGCACCUGGACGAGGUCGCUUCGAGCCACGAGGACGGGGAUUUGUUCUCGCAGAGGAGGGAUUCGGAUACUGCUAGUAGUAGCCACGGAAAUGCCACGGCUUCCACCACGACCAGCUUGGCGUACUUGCCCCAGAAUAAGGUGCUGUGCGAGCCUCGGCACGAGGCCUUCGAGGGUUGCGCGCCCACUGGCCCCUCGGAAAAUGGUUUGGUCUCGAAAUGGCGGCCUAAGGACCGCAUGAAGACAGGAUGUGUCGCUCUAGUUUUAUGUUUAAAUAUUAGUGUGGAUCCACCUGAUGUAAUCAAGAUAUCUCCUUGUGCCAGAAUGGAGUGCUGGAUAGAUCCUUUUUCCAUGGCACCUCAAAAAGCACUUGAGACAAUUGGGAAAAACUUGAGUAUUCAGUAUGAAAGGUGGCAGCCGAAGCAGGCUCGCUAUAAGUAUCAACUUGAUCCUACUGUGGAGGAAGUGAAGAAACUUUGUAAUACGUGUCGCAGAGCAGCCAAGUCUGAGAGAGUUCUGUUCCAUUAUAAUGGACAUGGUGUGCCAAAACCAACCGCUAAUGGCGAAAUUUGGCUCUUUAAUAGGAGUUAUACGCAGUAUAUCCCCUUGCCAAUCAGGGACCUUGAUUCCUGGUUGAAGACGCCAUCAAUAUAUGUUUUUGACUGCUCUGCUGCUGGGAUGAUUAUCAAUGCCUUCAAUGAGCUUAAUGAUUGGGGGGGUGCUUCUGGAUCCUCAAGGGAUUGCAUUCUGCUUGCAGCCUGUGAAGCACAUGAGACUCUUCCCCAGAGUGCUGAUUUUCCUGCUGAUGUGUUUACUUCUUGCCUCACAACUCCUAUAAAGAUGGCAUUAAGAUGGUUCUGCAAACGUUCCUUGCUUCGUGAGUCCCUUGAUUAUUCGCUUAUAGAUAAAAUUCCUGGACGGCAGAAUGACCGGAAAACACUUCUCGGUGAAUUGAACUGGAUUUUUACAGCUGUGACUGACACAAUUGCCUGGAAUGUUCUUCCUCAUGAUCUUUUUCAGAAGCUUUUCAGGCAAGAUUUGUUAGUUGCCAGUUUAUUUCGAAAUUUUUUACUUGCGGAGCGAAUUAUGCGUGCUGCUAAUUGUUCCCCCAUCUCUUACCCUAUGUUGCCACCAACCCAUCUGCAUCAUAUGUGGGAUGCAUGGGACAUGGCUGCUGAGAUCUGCCUUUCUCAGCUUCCAUCACUGAUUGAGGACCCUAAUGCGGAGUUCCUGCCUAGUCCAUUUUUCACUGAACAAUUGACGGCUUUUGAGGUAUGGCUCGACCAUGGAUCUGAACAUAAGAAACCGCCAGAGCAAUUGCCCAUUGUCCUUCAGGUUUUGCUUAGUCAAGGCCAUCGAUAUCGGGCACUGGUUCUUCUUGGAAGAUUCCUUGACAUGGGACCCUGGGCUGUAGAUCUGGCUUUGUCUGUUGGAAUAUUUCCAUAUGUCCUGAAGCUGUUGCAAACAACGACACCAGAACUACGACAAAUUCUUGUUUUCAUAUGGACGAAGAUUCUUGCACUUGAUAAGUCAUGUCAGGUUGAUCUAGUAAAGGAUGGGGGACAUAUAUAUUUCAUUAGAUUUCUUGAUAGCAUGGAAGCAUAUCCAGAACAGCGUGCAAUGGCUGCAUUUGUUUUGGCUGUGAUUGUGGAUGGGCACAGAAGGGGCCAGGAAGCUUGUUUUGAAGCUGGUUUGAUUCAUGUCUGCUUGAAGCACCUUCAGGGUUCAGCACCAAAUGAUGGACAGGCUGACCCCUUAUUUCUUCAGUGGCUUUGCCUCUGUAUGGGAAAGCUGUGGGAGGAUUUCACAGAGGCCCAAUUAAUGGGUUUGCAGGCAGAUGCCCCUGCUAUAUAUGCUCCUCUAUUGUCUGAGCCCCAACCAGAGGUUCGGGCUUGUGCUGUUUUUGCGCUUGGCACCCUGCUUGACAUUGGGGGUGACUCGUGUAGAGAUGGUGCUGCAGUUGGAGGAGAUGAAGAAUGUGAUGAUGAUGAAAAGAUUAAGGCUAUUGUUAGAAGCCUUUUAAGUGUUGUUUCAGAUGGAAGUCCACUGGUUAGGGCAGAGGUUGCUGUGGCUUUGUCUCGCUUUGCCUUUGGCCACAACAAGCAUCUCAAGUCAAUUGCUGCUGCAUAUUGGAAACCUCAGUCUAAUUCUUUGAUUAAUUCCUUACCUUCUUUGGCUCAUAUAAACAGCAGCAGUAGUGGAUAUAGUAACUCAAACCAGUACAUGCCACACGCAAAUAUUGUUUCAUCCCAGAUUGGUUCUCUGUUGAGAGUCAGCAAUGACAAUCUAUCAGUGGUUCGAGAUGGAAGGGUCUCCACCAGCAGCCCUCUUGCUAACUCUGGCAUUAUGCAUGGUUCUCCUGUGUCUGAUGAUUCAUCUCAACAUUCUGAUUCCGGAAUAUUGAAUGAUGGUGUCAGUAAUGGGGUUAACCAUUCAAGGUCAAAACCACUAGACAAUUCAAUGUAUUCACAAUGCGUGUUGGCUAUGUGUACAUUAGCCAAGGAUCCAUCUCCACGCAUAGCGAGUCUUGGUCGACGGGUACUGUCCAUUAUAGGGAUUGAGCAAGUAGUGGCAAAACCUUUGAAGUUCAGUAGUGGUGUUCAGCAUGGUGAAGCAACAACAGCAUCUCCAACUCCUCUUGCUGGAUUAGCUCGUUCAUCUUCAUGGUUUGAGAUGAAUGGAGGUCAUUUGCCUUUAACCUUCCGAACUCCUCCUGUCAGCCCUCCUCGACCUAGUUAUUUAGCUGGAAUGCGAAGAGUUUAUUCUUUGGAGUUCAGGCCUCAUGUGUUAAAUUCUCCAGAGACAGGAUUAGCUGACCCGCUUCUUGGUGCUGGCGGAUCAUCUGGGGCUUCGGAACGCAGUCUGCUUCCGCAAUCAACAAUCUACAAUUGGAGUUGUGGCUACUUCUCCAAGCCACUACUUACUGCACCAGAUGAUAGUGACGAAAUACUGGCUAGAAGAGAGGAGAGGGACAAAUUUGCAUUUGAGCACAUAGCAAAAUGCCAGCACUCAUCUGUUAGCAAGCUUAAUAAUCCAAUUGCUAGCUGGGAUACAAAGUUCGAAAGUGGUUCCAAAACAAUACUGCUUCAACCUUUCUCUCCUAUUGUUAUUGCUGCAGAUGAGAGUGAACGGAUCAGGGUAUGGAAUUAUGAGGCUGCUACCUUGCUCAACAGUUUUGAUAAUCAUGAUUUUCCUGAAAAAGGAAUUAGUAAGCUCUGCCUUGUAAAUGAGCUUGAUGACAGCUUGCUUCUUGCUGCUUCAUCUGAUGGAAAUAUCCGAGUUUGGAAAGAUUAUAAUCUGAAGAAUAAACAAAAGCGUGUAACUGCAUUCUCUUCAAUUCAAGGCCAUAAACCUGGCGUGCGAAGUUUGAAUGCUGUUGUGGAUUGGCAACAGCAGUCCGGAUAUCUGUAUGCUUCUGGCGAGAUAUCAUCCAUUAUGCUAUGGGAUCUGGAUAAAGAGCAGCUUGUUAAUUCCAUUGCUUCAGCAUCUGAUUGCAGCAUCUCAGCAUUGGCUGCUUCUCAAGUUCACGGGGGUCAAUUUGCUGCUGGUUUUGUGGAUGGUUCUGUCAGACUCUACGAUAUUCGAACACCUGAAAUGCUUGUCUGUACAACGCGGCCACACAAGCAAAAAAUUGAGAGAGUCAUGGGGAUUGGCUUUCAACCUGGGCUUGAUCCAGCAAAGAUUGUCAGUGCAUCUCAGGCAGGUGACAUUCAGUUCCUUGACAUCAGAAGUCACAGGGAUGCCUACCUCACAAUUGAUGCCCAUAGGGGCUCCCUUGCAGCUUUAGCUGUUCAUAGACAUGCCCCGGUCAUUGCCAGUGGUUCAGCCAACCGGCUUAUCAAAGUAUUUAGCCUGGAGGGUGUACAACUAGGCACCAUUCGAUACCAGCAUACCUUCAUGGCCCCAAAGAUUGGUCCUGUAAGCUGCCUUACCUUCCAUCCCUAUCAAAUAUUGCUUGCUGCUGGUGCUGCAGACGCUUGUAUCUCUAUCUAUGCUGAUGACAACUCUCAAGCAAGAUGACAUGCGUAUUGUCUCGUAAUAUCUGUAUUUGAUUUGAGGGACACGAGCGCUUGAGACUUCCAUUGAAGUCUCGGAUGCAGUGUUUCUGGUGCGUUUGGAUCACAUGCUACACAUUACGUCUCGCUAAUUCCUGUUCGCUGUCGAUGUACCUUGAAAUAUUGGUAGGGCGCUUUCUACCAAUAGUCUAUGCGAUACAUUCAUUCGCCCCCGGCAUAGAAGGGUCAAGGCUGUUGGGAAGAAAAUGCUGCGCUUUAUUGGGGGCUUUGGCAAAUAAUAUGUUACAUAGGUAAAUGCGUGUAAAUAUUUUCUCAUAUAUAUAUAUAUGUAUGUAUUUUUCCAUUUUGGUGUGUCCAAUUGUUUCUUCAGUCCCGUUCAUUCUGUAAAUGCAGCAUAACACUUUUUGCCCAGGAAAAAACUAAAUGCAUCACACUUCCGUUAUCAUAAUUCAUUUGUUGCGGAUAGUGCUGUGGGUUGUUGGCCCUGAAAUGCAGGGGCUUCAACUCACACACGUUCGUUAACAUUUAUGAUAUCACUUGGUUUUUCUUUCA
This is a messenger RNA of Alnus glutinosa, 5050 nucleotides long. RefSeq names its product regulatory-associated protein of TOR 1. Gene Ontology annotation, cellular component: cytoplasm; TORC1 complex. Gene Ontology annotation, molecular function: protein-macromolecule adaptor activity; protein binding. The transcript is spliced from 23 exons. The record is from RefSeq and is a predicted model, not a curated record. The coding region runs from base 435 to 4502 and encodes 1355 amino acids. Gene Ontology annotation, biological process: regulation of autophagy; TOR signaling; cellular response to starvation. Lineage: Eukaryota; Viridiplantae; Streptophyta; Magnoliopsida; Fagales; Betulaceae.